CUCCGGUCGUCGAUCAUGGAUACGUCCUGGACGAACCUGGUCAUGGAGGUGGGCUACUCGUUCACGGCCACCCUGGACGACUGCAAGAACCACCUGCUGAAGGUGGGUGGCCGGGAGAUAACGCCGCAGGAUGUGGCGAAGAUCGUGUCCUCCAUGUGUCUUACGCACGCCUCGCUUUCGGAGAGUAACAUCAAUCUGCCGACACCGAGUGCCUUCUGGCCGCAGGGCAGUGAUCCAUCGGCGAAGGGGAAGGAUGGCCAGAACGGUUCGUCGGCCCAGGAGAACAGCACCUGGAAGCCAGAAGUGUUCGUGCAGGCGCUGAAGGAGGUCGUGCCGAACCUGAACUGGAAGGAAGUGUGCCUGGCGAUGGACCACCCCGAGUUUAUGUUGAAGGAUCGGGCGGGCCUCUCGCUGCUCCUGACGAUCGUGAAGAUGGGCAUGCAGGCGAGCAACAUGGGGCAACACUUUCCGGUCGAGUGCCUGUACCAGCGGUGGUCGAACUCCGAGGGUCAGCUGUCGGUCAUUUCGUUGAUAUUGAAAAACCCCGAUCUGUACUCGUUCGCCGAUCACAUCUACACGAGCGUCUCGGUGGAGCUGCUCAAGACGCCGCCGGAGACGGACAACAAGGAGGUGACCUCGUGGAUGUCGCUGCAUCUGGUCGACGUGCUGCUGUACAUCGCGGAUCAGGGCUUGUACGUGCAGGUGAUGGACAUCUUCAAGAUACCGAUUCAGCUCUGCCCGGACAUCCUGUUCCUGUCGCUGCUGCAGAUCAACCCGCCGAUGACGGUGCCGCGGCAGGAUCUGUUCACCACCCUGAUACCGAUCUUUCUCGCCAACCACCCGAACUCGGGCACGAUUCUGCACCACGCGUGGAACCACACCAACUUCAACAUGACACUCCGGCACCUCAUCUUGCACUCGAUGUCCGAGUGGUACAUGCGAGGCGACAGUGACCAGUCGCGCCUUUCGCGCAUCCUGGACGUGGCGCAAGAUUUGAAGGCCCUGUCGGGGCUGCUCAAUGUCCGCUCGUUCAUAUUUAUCAUCGACCUGGCCUGCCUGGCGUCCCGGCGCGAGUACCUGAAGCUCGAGAAGUGGCUGGCGGACAAGAUCCGGGAGCACGGCGACCCGUUCGUUGACAGCAUCCUCAAGUUUCUACAGCGCCCCUGUCCCCAGACUGUGGUCGGUGGCCCCGGUGGCAAGUACAGUGGCGACGAGCAGAUCCCCAAGUCGGUCCAGCUUCCGCCGGAAACGCUUAGCACGAUCCUCGGGUGCCUGCGGGGUGCUGGGUGGACGGAAAUGAAGAAGGUCGACAUGUCGCAGUACAGUAUGCUGCUGAACUCGAAGGCACGUCAACAACAACAGCAACAACAGCAACAGCAACAACCACCGCCUCCGGGAGUUCUGCGCCCGCACCGCGGUCUGGACGCGUUCAGUGCCUCGGUCAUGGGCGGCAGUCAGCUGUUCCCUCCGACGGUCGAAUCACUCACCUGCUUGACGGCCAAUAUCGGUGGCCUGAACAUUGGUGGUGGACCUGGCACCGGCGGUGCCGGCGUUGGCGGUCCCGGUGGGAGUGCGUUCAGUUUCAACAACAUCAUCGCCACGCCCGCUUCACCGUCGCGUCUGCUUCCCUCGAGCAGCCCGUUCCCGAUGAUGACGCUACCACCGGGGGCUGCCGCUGCCGCCGCUCAGGUCGGUUCGCUGGGACGUUUGACGCAAACUCCGAACGACAAGCUCGGCAUCCCGAACGCCGCCAUCACGGCGAGCCCGUUCGCCGAUAUGGUGCAGACCGUGUCCAAGGAGGUGGAAGACGAGGCCAACAGCUACUUCCAGCGGAUCUACAACCAUCCGCCGCACCCGACGCUGUCGAUCGACGAGGUGCUCGAUAUGCUGCAGCGCUUCAAGGAGUCACCGAAUCGGCGCGAAAACGACGUCUACCAGUGCAUGCUGCGCAACCUGUUCGAGGAGUACAAGUUCUUCCCGCAGUACCCGGAGAAGGAGCUCCAGACGACGGCCCAGCUGUUCGGCGGCAUGGUGGAGCGCAACCUCGUCAGCACGUACGUGGCGCUCGGUCUCGCCCUUCGCUGCGUGCUCGAUGCGCUCAAGAAGCCGGAGGGGACCAAGAUGUACUACUUUGGCAUCACGGCGCUCGAUCGGUUCAAGAACAAGCUCAAUCUGUACCCGAAGUACUGCGAGUACGUGCACGCGAUUCCGCACUUUGCCGAGUUUCCGCCACACCUGAUCGAGUACAUUGAGUACGGGUCGCAGGGCCAAGAGCCACCGAACAAAACGCUCGGGCCGGGCCCGCUGCCACCCUCGAUCACGCAGUUCAUGCCGGGUGCUCCCAGUGGGCCAGUGGGGAAUCCACUCUACCGCAGCAAUUCCGUGUCCGCUACGGUCGGUGGAUCGACUGCCGGUGGUGGUGGUGGAAGCGGAGGACAGCCUCCGCGCGUCAAAUCGAUCGCCAAUGCGACCAACAUCGACACGCUGCUGGUGGCGACGCAAGAUCGCGAGGAGAAGAUCAUCGCCCCACCGGACGCCAUCCAGGACAAGACGGCGUUCAUCUUCAACAAUCUCAGCAUGGUGAAUCUGAUGCAAAAAUGCGAGGAAAUCAAGGAGAUAUUGCAGAAGGACUACUACGCGUGGUUGGCGCAGUACCUGGUGCUGAAGCGGGCCUCGAUCGAGGUGAACUUUCACGUUCUUUACUCCAACUUUCUCGAUGCGCUCAAGAUUUCGGAAAUCAACCGGCUGGUGACGAAGGAAACGUUCCGCAACAUUCGGGUGCUGUUGCGUUCGGACAAGGGCAUAGCGAACUUUUCCGACCGCAGUUUGCUGAAGAACCUGGGCCACUGGCUUGGCAUGAUGACGCUCGGGCGCAACCGGCCAAUUUUGCAUCUCGACAUCGACGUUAAGUCGCUGCUGGUCGAGGCAUACAACAAGGGCCAGCAGGAGCUUCUGUACGUGGUGCCGUUCGUAGCGAAGGUGCUUGAAUCGUGCGCCAAGAGUAAGGUCUUCAAGCCGCCCAACCCGUGGACGAUGUCGAUCAUGAAUCUUCUGGCGGAGCUGCAUCAGGAACCGGACUUGAAGCUGAACCUAAAGUUCGAGAUCGAGGUGCUGUGCAAGAAUCUCAACAUCGACGUGGCCGAUCUGAAGCCUGCCAUCUACCUGAAGGAUCCGGAGCGGGCCCAAAGCAUCGAGCAUCAGCUUUCGCAACCGAAACCACCGAAGGAGGUGGUGGUGGUGACACCGAACACGGCCGGUCCGCAGCAGCUCGCUCUGGCCGGGCCGGGAACGGCAACGAUCGGAGGUGGUCCCGUGGCUGGCGUCAUUCCUGGUGCUGGCGGUGCGGUGCUAGACGAGCUCGGUAGUGGCGCACUGGGCGGUGGUCCGUCGAGUUCACCGACCAACCCGGCCGCCGACGGAUCGCUAGGCGCCGGCGGUCCCCCUGAGCCACGCUUCCACUACGCCGACGUUAACAUCUCCUCCAACCUGAGCGGCAUUGCGCCGCACAUCAUCUACUCGCCGAGCGUGGCCCUCUUGCACUCGCAGCCCCACCUGAAGCAGAUCGUGAAGGCGGCCAUCGAGCGUACGAUCUCCGAGUGGAUCACACCGGUCGUCGAACGGAGCGUGAGGAUUUCGACGAAAACGUGCGAACAGAUCAUCCGCAAAGACUUUGCGCUCGAUCCGGACGAGGGCCGAAUGCGGCGGUCGGCGCACAACAUGAGCCGCAACCUGGGGGCCGGCAUGGCGAUGAUAACGUGCCGCGAGCAGAUGCUGCAAACGAUCGUGAACAGCAUCAAGACGGGCUUCAUGGCGAGCCACCAUCCGAAAGAGGUCGCCGAGGCGGCCGCCAACCAGCUGGCGCUCGACAACAUCGAGCUGGUGUCCGCGUUCAUUCAGAAGACGACCAUCGAAAAGGUGGCCUCCGAGCUGGACAAGCUGCUGGCGCCCGAGUAUGAGCUGCGCAAGAUUGCCCGCCAGGAGGGCCGCCGGUACUGUGACGCGAGCGUCCUCACGUACCAGGCCGAGCGGAUGCCGGAACAGAUCCGGUUGAACGUGGGCGGCGUGUCGCCAGCGCAGCUGGCCGUGUACGAAGAGUUUGCCCGCAACAUUCCCGGCUUCCUGCCCAUCACUGAGCGCGAUACGGCCCUGUUUGCACCCAAGUUGCCGGAAGUGGUUCCGACCAUUCCGGAUGAAAUCGGUAACAUGUACGACGAGCUGGCCAGCAAGAUGGAUGCGUUCAUCAAAACAUCGCGAUUGGUUCAGGUGUUGCAGAUGCACACGAGUAACAUGGAGCACUUGUUGGACUGUCUGAUCAUUGCGCACCGUUCGCUGGACAACAUUACGGGCUGCACGCUGCUGAACAAAGCGGUCGAGGGUCUGAUGGAGGGACUGAUCAACAUCCCGGAUCAGCUGGACCAGAUCAAGCUGUACCGUGACAUCCAUUUGCGCGUGAUGCGCCUCAUGCAGGACCCGCGGUUGUUUGGGCCGAUGUGGACCAACAAGGCCAUCACUCGCUACAUGCUCGAGUGCCGCGAAGACAUCCGCUACAACCUGGAAGCGGUCGAUCAGCUGAUUUCGUCCAACUUUGUCAACAUGCAGCAGUACGACAUGAUGCUGGUGCAGCUGAUGGACAACGGAAACAACUUUAUGGCAGUCAUGUUUGCGAUGCAACUGCUGCAGGCGUACUUUAUCGAUGAGCGCCACAAUUCCGCCAUCACGGAGAACGAUCUGGUCGGCACGAUCGAAAUGAUGCAUCGCUUCACGGCUCACCCGCGGGCACCCGAGGGCUUGACGCAGCUGAUGGAGAUGCUGCGCGUGAACCACGAUUCCAACACGUUCCUUGUCGAUCGACCGAUCGCUGGACCGACGUCCUACAUUCAUGCGGGCGUAGCUCAGGCAAGGUCGGAUGGUGAUGAUCCGCCCGGGUUCCUCGAAAGGGCCGAGUUUCUGCUCAAGGAUUGGUUUGGCAUCGCGACGAGCCCGACCAGCUGCCGUGACCCACUGAAAGGGUUCAGCGUGUUCGUGACCAAGAUGAACAUGCAUGGUAUUCUGAAGGGGGACGAACCGUUGACGCGCUUCUUCCGCUUCGCCACGCAGUACUGCAUCGAGCUGACCAUUCGGAGCAACAUGAUCGAACAGGCGUCCAAGUCGAACGUGUUCAAGUUUAUCGAUGCGUACGUGCGGUUGAUCGCGUUGCUGGUGAAACACUCUGGCGAAAGUGGCAACACCAGCACCAAGUUGAAUCUGCUCAAUAAGAUUCUUGGCAUCGUCGUCGGCACGCUGCUGCAGGAUCAGGAAGCGCGCACGACGGCCUUCCAGCAGGCCGGCUACCAUCGCAUCUUCAUCAUGCUGUUCCUCGAGCUGACGGCACACGAUCCGGUGCUGGAGAAUAUCAGCCUGAGCGUGAUCACGGCCUUCUGCCACACGUUCCACCUGCUGCGCCCGGCAACCGCACCCGGCUUCUGUUACUCGUGGCUCGAGCUAAUCUCGCACCGCGUUUUCAUCGGGCGCAUCCUGGCGAUGAUACCGCAGCAGAAGGGCUGGCACAUGUACUCGCAGCUGCUGAUCGAUCUGUUCAAGUAUUUGGCACCGUUCCUGCGCAAUGCCGAGCUGGCCAAGCCGGUUCACCAUCUGUACAAGGGCACGCUGCGUGUGUUGCUAGUGCUGCUACACGAUUUCCCAGAGUUUCUGUGCGACUACCACUUUGCAUUCUGCGACGUCAUCCCGCCGAACUGCAUCCAGAUGCGCAACUUGAUUCUGUCGCCCUAUCCGCGCAACAUGCGCCUGCCCGAUCCGUUUACACCGAACCUGAAGGUUGACAUGUUGACCGAUAUCGGCGGAUCGCCACGCGUUUCCAUCAACUAUGCGGCCGCCAUUCAACCGGCCAGUUUCAAGAAGGAUCUCGACUCGUACCUGAAGGCUCGAGCCCCGGUGACCUUCUUGUCGGAAUUGCGCUCCAAUCUGCAGAUCUCGAACGAUGUCGGCUCACGCUACAAUAUUCCGCUGAUGAAUGCGCUUGUCCUGUACGUUGGCACUCAAGCCAUCGCUCACAUCAGAUCCAAAAACCAGGUCCCAACGAUGGCGACCAUCGUGCACAGUGCACACAUGGACAUCUUCCAGAAUCUGGCCGUCGAUCUCGACACCGAGGGGCGCUACCUCUUCCUGAAUGCGAUCGCCAAUCAGCUGCGCUACCCGAACAGCCACACGCACUACUUUAGCUGCUGCAUUCUGUACCUCUUCGAUGAAGCCAACUCGGAAGCCAUUCAGGAACAAAUCACUCGUGUGCUGCUGGAACGGUUGAUCGUGAACCGACCGCAUCCGUGGGGUCUGCUGAUCACCUUCAUCGAGCUGAUCAAAAACCCGCUGUACAAGUUCUGGGAUCACGAUUUCGUACACUGUGCGCCCGAGAUUGAACGUCUUUUCGAGUCGGUCGCUAAGUCGUGCAUGGUAAACACCAAGAGCCAGCAGCAAAUUCAAAACGUCGAGUCGGACAUUGCGGAGUGCAACUAAAAGAGGCACCCAGUCGAUGCUACGGAAAACGGAUCCUCUGUGGCCAACGCAGCCCAAACCGGUGUGCAAAAGCUAAAUCAACCCUCACGCAACAACGCAAUCGCCUAUUAUCAUGCGGGCUCGGAUCCGAGUCUUCCGUUGCCUGUGAAGUAGUGACCGACCCUCACAGGCAACAAAAGAGGAGACCUCAAUGUAUGUGUGUACAGAAAUUUCACGCUGGUGAACUCACAACGUCCCUUCUGUACCACCUGUCACUGGUGACCUGCGUAAAACGUUUUAGAUUGCUCAGCAGCUUAUGUGUGUUCACAUUCGUGGCCCCGACCACCAUAGAGGUACAAACUCUGAAGCGAAAUUCCUCUGGCCUGUUACUAAAUUAGUCACCCCAGCAUAGAGAGAAGGCUGUCCGAAUACCUGCAAUGAAGGUUGCAAAAUUUUAAAUGUUGUACAUAGCUCAGAACAGAGAGAAAUAAAUUGAAAACUGGAGUCAGUGUAGAGUUAGGUGCAAGGGAAUUAGGCACACGUCCGAGCUCGGAAGCCGGAAUCACAGUAUGAAUUGGAGUGAAUCAUUGUCUAAUUUUUAGUUUUUUUGUGUUGUAACAUCAUUUGUGAACAAAAUAAUA
This is a messenger RNA of Anopheles bellator, 7130 nucleotides long. RefSeq names its product CCR4-NOT transcription complex subunit 1 (gene Not1). Gene Ontology annotation, molecular function: molecular adaptor activity. The transcript is spliced from 11 exons. Bases 16 to 6510 code for a protein of 2164 amino acids. The record is from RefSeq and is a predicted model, not a curated record. Gene Ontology annotation, cellular component: P-body; CCR4-NOT core complex. Gene Ontology annotation, biological process: nuclear-transcribed mRNA catabolic process, deadenylation-dependent decay. Lineage: Eukaryota; Metazoa; Arthropoda; Insecta; Diptera; Culicidae.